Molecule: messenger RNA, 614 nt
Organism: Bursaphelenchus xylophilus (pine wood nematode)
Lineage: Eukaryota; Metazoa; Nematoda; Chromadorea; Rhabditida; Aphelenchoididae
Source: the annotation of a GenBank genome assembly
AUGAGCGAGCGCAGUGAAAGCCCCGUCCCAGAGUACUGUCAGGCAUUUGAUGUUGUGGGUAAGUCAUUUUGCCAUCGUAAAAAUUUUUUUUCUUUUCUUAUGUAUGAUAAUUAAUUUCAGCUAAUGAUGGGAGUACUAAAAGAUAUCUCUUUCCAAAAGCUUUGGAUCUGAACCGACCUAAACGCCCACGGACUACCUUCUCAACGGAUCAGUUAAAAAUAUUAGAAUCCGAAUUUCAGAAGAAUCCGUAUUUGGUGGGGUCGGAGAGAUGUGCGUUAGCCAGAAGAUUACAUUUGAAAGAAAUCCAAGUGAAGGUCUGGUUCCAGAAUCGAAGAACAAAGACUAAGAAGGGAUCCGAUGGAGAGAAGGACACCAAGAGGUAAGAGAAUCACUCUCGCAAUCAGAUAUAACGUCAAAAAUUCAGCCAAAAGUCAUCGAUUUCCCCGACCGCAAACCUAAAUCAGUGUCACCCACAAGAUCCCGCUAUCCUGGGUAUUCAUAGCAUGGCCUGUGAGCUGAAGCAGCCUCUAUACUUGAAUAUCCCAACAAACAUUGCUCAGAAUCCAUUCGUUCCUCCCAAUUUCAGUCAAUUUUAUGUCGAUUUCCUCCGAUAA